UUUCAUUAUGAAGUCCAUCAUCUGUCUGUCAGCGUCGUGGAGGACAGUAUGUCAGCAAGCCUCUGUGUGUUUUCCUCUGUACCGUGGCCUCAGUCUCUGCAACUCAUCAGAAAGACUCAAAGAUCCUGAAUUUUUGUGUAAAACAGUCAUUGCGCAACAGCCGUGCGUAACUGACGCGCGCUGUUUCCAAAGAGAAAGGACGCGGAUCCCAGCAGGUUGCGCUCCUAAACUUUAUCCGGUUCCAGCAUCUUCAGCCAAUAAAAUGACCUCCUAUCACACUGAUGUGAACAUGGUACAGUUACCUACAGACAGAGGAGCCCAACAACUGUCUCCAUACACACCUUAUGCCAUUAAUGCACAGCAAGGGACACUUGUUAAUAUCCAGUCUCUGUUUGAGGAGGAGGUCAUCAUCGAUUUGUGCUCUAAGCUGGCAGAGUUUUCCUGCAAUGACAGAGCAGAAGGACUGGCCACUUUACUCGAAGCAUGUGUUGAGUUUGGCUUGGAGGCCCACAGCCCUCCAGUCCUGAUCCUGGUGAAAGAGUGUCUGGAGCUGCUUUCCAACAGGGAUGUCGGGGUGGCACAGCUCUGCCAUCUAGGAAUGGUAGCAUGUGCCCUGGAAGGCCGUGGGUCCAGAGUGGUGACAGAGGUCCUGAACUCCAUAAUCUGUGCUGUAGAGGAGGAUAUGGUCUCCCCCAGUGAAGCUGCUGCAGUCUACUCCCUGCUGACAGCCUUCUAUGAGCCAAGCUGCCAGCGGCAAACACUGAUGCUGUCUGCUCUCCACAGACAGACUCAAAGGCAGGUCCACAGGCUGAGAGCCAGCCAAGUCAGUGAGAUUCUGCAGUCUCUGGUCAAGUUAAAGCAUAAACAGGCGAUUUCCUUGGUGCUGAGGCUGACCCACAGAGCUUCACGGAUCUUUAAAGAUUUCAGUGAUGGUGAAAUAAUCAAGGUGCUCUCUGCUCUAAUGAUUCUGAAGCAACAUGAUGACGAACUCCUAGCUGCUAUGGAGAAACACCUUCCAGGCAGGCUGGGAAAGUGUGAUCCAGAGCUGAUCAGUACAGUCAUGGAUUACUGUUUGCAUACGAGGUGCCGGUCUGAGCUGAUCUUUGAGGCUGUAGCUGAGAACUUUGUAUGCAGCGCUGAGACGCACACCGACAUGCAGAUAACUAAACAGGUUGUUGCGAUUGGGCGGCUCAACUACCUACCUCAGUGUUCCAAUCAGAUGUUUGAAAAGCUGGAGAAAGUUUUAUCGGCAAGAUUUUCCAACUUCAAGCCUCGAUCCCUAAUAGAUGUGCUGCACGCAUGCAUACACCUGGAACGUUUUCCACUCAACUACAUGGUCAGGAUCUUUAGCCCAUACUUCCUACAAAAACUGCAAGCAAACAGUGAACCUGUGGACAAGACUGUUUUGGGACAACUAACACAGCUCCAUCUUUCUGCCUCAUUAGAGUGCACUUGCUACUUGGGUCCCAAACUUCCCUUCUUUCUCCAUAUGAAGAAGUUUUCUUCCCCUGAUCAGGCCUUUGAGAGCCCUAUGGAGACAUUACUGUACAGACAGGUCACAGGCCCACUUGUGCAGCUUCUAGGGGGGAAAUUCUUUUCCACCAGAGUCUUCACUUCUAUUGGAUAUACUGUUGAUUUGGAGAUUUCUGUGGACGAGAAUGGAUUCAUUCUUCCCCAGUCUCAGUGGGAACACACAUACAAAAGAAUUGCACUGUGUUUGGAUGGUCCAAGCCGUUUCUGUAGGCACACGCAACACCUGCUGGGGAAGGAAGCCACCAAGAGGAGACACCUCCAAAGGAUAGGAUAUGAAGUGGUGGAGAUCCCUUACUUUGAAUUUGAGAAGCAGGAAACUCAGGAGCAACAGGUCAAAUACCUUCAUGACAAGAUUUUACCUGCCAUCUCCAAGUGCAGAUUAAAUCCUCCUACAGAUUAAAAUAAGAGCAUCCAUACUAAGGCUACAUUCAAAUAUUCUAAUCUACACUGACUGGAUAGCAAGAUUAUGGGGAAAUAAAAAUGAUCUUUUCAAUGUGAAAGACACCAAAACCUUACAGGUUUUGCACUUUUUCAAGGGCUUCCUAUUGGUUCCCAUUUGACUUUUAACGGUAUUCACCAACUGGCCUUAGGUUCAGUAAAAUUAUGUAAUUACGUAAAAUAUAUUUUGUUUGGGGUAUUUUCUUUCUGCUUGUUUUUGUUGUAGCUGGAAUUCAAUUUCCAAUCAACUUUUAUGACUAUUUAAGUUA
This is a messenger RNA of Cyprinodon variegatus (sheepshead minnow), 2240 nucleotides long. Its product is annotated as FAST kinase domain-containing protein 3-like. Gene Ontology annotation, molecular function: RNA binding. The coding region runs from base 8 to 1933 and encodes 641 amino acids. The transcript is spliced from 9 exons. Gene Ontology annotation, biological process: regulation of mitochondrial mRNA stability; mitochondrial RNA processing. The record is from RefSeq and is a predicted model, not a curated record. NCBI's taxonomy places the organism in Eukaryota, Metazoa, Chordata, Actinopteri, Cyprinodontiformes, Cyprinodontidae. Gene Ontology annotation, cellular component: mitochondrial matrix; ribonucleoprotein granule.